GGCUUUUCAAUAUAUUCGGCUUUUCAAAAUCUUCGGCUUUUCAAAAUGUUUGCCUUUUCAAUAUCUACGGCUUUUCAAAAUCUUCGGCUUUUCAAAAUCUACGGCUUUUCAAAAUCUUCGGCUCUUUAAAAAUCUACGGCUUUUUAUAAUCUUCGGCUUUUAAAAUUUCACCGACGAUUAUUAUCAUAAAAUGCAGACGCGGAACGUGCGCGGGACAGAGAAAUACAUUCGAAGCUCUCUAGAUUUGCAUAUUUUGGCUCAUUAUAUCAAGAAACUUUGAGAUAUGUAGGUGUUUUUUUACAACUGGAAAACUUACACACGCAAGCACGUGCAGACUAUAUAGUCCUCUGUAUAAUAGCACCAUUACAAGAUUAACUCAAGAUGAUACCUGAUGAAAUAAAGCAGUGCAUAAUUAAAAUGUUUUAUAAAGGAUAUCCUUAUAGACUGAUGCACUACAUACUUGAAAAAAAAAAGAACUUUCAGAUAAGUUUCCAGUAUUUGCAGCAUAAAGUUAUCCCCAGGUUAGGUUUAAAGAGAAGGAACUGUAGAAUUGACAUUGAUACAGCAAUCUCAUUGGCAGUGAGUGAAAUCCAGAAUGGUUGUAAUGGAUGUGAAAAUUUACGUCGUUCACUGAAAAUAAAAUACCACUUGCAAAUAACAAGGUCUCUUUCCAGGGAACUUGUUAGAAUUUUAGAUGCUGAUGGUAUUGAAAGACGUAAAGGUAGAAGAUUAAGGAGAAGAAAAUAUAUAUCCAGGGGUCCUAACUAUGUGUGGCACUUAGAUGGUUAUGACAAGCUAAAGCCCUUUGGUAUAUGUAUACAUGGAUGUGUAGAUGGAUUCUCAAGAAAAAUUAUAUGGCUUUGUGCUAGUAUCACUAAUAAAAGACCAGAAGUUGUAGCUGAUUUUUUCCUGAAAGCUGUGGAUAACAUUAAAGCUUUUCCAAGCAAAAUCAGAUGUGACCCUGGUACUGAAAAUGGGUUGACAGCAGCCAUCCAACUCACUCACACUUCUGAUAAGAAGUCUGUGAUUUAUGGCUCCUCGGUUUAUAAUCAGAGAAUUGAAAGAUAUUGGGGUUGGUUACGGCAAAGCAAGUCAGACUUUUGGAUCAAUCAUUUCAAAUGCCUUGAAGCAGAUGGAAUAUUGAAUGUAAGCAGUCAAAUCCACAAACUAUGCUUGCAGUUUGUAUAUUUGCCAAUAAUACAGCAAGAUUUAGCAGAGUUAACAGUUCUUUGGAACAGUCAUAACAUUAGAAAACAAAAUCAGGGAGAUAUAUUGUCAGGCAUACCUGAUGUUCUCUAUCACUAUCCUGAAGUGUAUGGUACUUCAAAUUUCUGUAUUCCUGCAGAUGAUAUAACAUUAAACUUCUUCAAGGAUCAGUGUACCCAUGAAGCAAAUCUAUUUAAAAAAAUAGAUGAAGACUUUGAGGCAGUUUUGACUGAACUAAGGGAUAAUCUUAACAUCCCCCCUGUAAUUGAUUCUGUACAGAAUGCGCGGUAUUUAUUUAUAUAUCUGAAGGAAAGAAUGGAGAACUUGCUAUCAUAGAGAUUUUAAAAGAUCAUUUGUGAGAGUCAAGUCUGGAAUUCAUCCUUAUCCAUCCACGAGAAGAGACAAUACUUGUUACUGGUAUCUGAAUGAUGUGUCCUCUGUCAAAAUCUUUGAAGACUAAACUUAUCUGAAUCAACAUAAACUUAUAUGAAAAAUUGUUAAUUAUUGCAUAUACAAUUAAUUGUCCAAAACUAAAAGUGAUACAUUUUGGCCAGUGAGUCUGCAUUUUGAUGUUCAUAUGCUAUGAAUGUACCUGUACAUGUAAAAGUGUCAAGUAAAUUACAAUUAUAAAUGAUAAAUUGUUUGACAAUGUCAAACAUAGCUGCUUAUAAAAUGAAAUUAUAUUAUCAUGUUCUUUAUAUAACGAUGUACAAAUGACUACCCGACUAGGUUGAUCAACCAGCAGACAACUGUCUCAUCUGACAGGAUCAAAAUUAAGGAUAUUUGCGUGUCAUGUUUUGAAAUUUUUGUCAGAUUUUCAGAAUCCUCUGGGUUUAUCCAUUGAAAUGCCUUUAAAAAUGUUGCCCAUGGACCCCCAUUUUUAUUUUUAUAAAUCUUUUACAUGUAUAAUUAUAAUUUAUUUGUAAAAGUCUUAUAAAAUCUUAUUUAUUUUUUAAUAGUAUUUGAGAACCUUCACUGGUGAAUGACAAAGCUAUGAAAAAUCAAGGGAGAACAUUUUCCUGCCAAAAUUUCAAUGGCUAAUAUCUCUAAAACAAGCAUAUUGACCCCUAUUUAUUUUUUUUACUUUUUUAAUUCCUCAAUUAACCCCCAUUCAAUAUAUACUAGUUUUAUAAAAAGUUAUUUAUUUUGAAACUGAGCAGCGGACUUCCUUAAAGAACAAAAUUAAAAUGCCUUCAAUUUUAGCAAAAAUUUCUAUUCAGACUAUUCUGUGUAAACUGGGCAACUUGAAAUCAAAUUAAAUUCCGUUCUUUUUGAAUAUCUGACACAAUAUUGGGUAAUAAAUAUAUUAUAUGGCUCAUAAAUGCAAAUAGUUGAACUGCAUUUAAGGUGAUAUGUGUGUCUAGAUUUUAUUAGGUCAGCAAAUGUUUAUGUUAAAUGCUACUAAGAAACAAUUGUAUUCAUUUAUUUCUCCUUAAAUUCUAAUGUUGGACAUUUUUGCUUGAUUUCAAAUUACUAUAACUUUGCAUGUGAAGGGGAGGUAGCUCAGAAAAUGUAUGUUUUUUAAAGCUAUCUUAAGGGCACACGAUACAAUUUUUAUUCUAUAUUGAAAAUUUGCAUUUGCAUGUAAGAUAUUUUUGGCCUGAUAAAAUCAAAUAUUUUAUACAAAAUAUACCUGCAUGUGCAACUCUUUGAGAACAACUAGGUUUAAAUUAUAAAUAUUUGCUCAAAAUUUGUAUAUGUGGAUUUUUGAAUUUUGGUGGCAGAGUUAUGCCUUUUUCAAAUGGAAAUAUUGCUGAAAAAUUUCAAAAAUAUCAAUCAAGUAAUUUCAUUUUAACUUGAACAAAGGAGUAUGUUCAAUAAGACCCGUUUUUGGCCUCAAAAUAUAGCAGUUUUACAAAUUUGUUAAAAUGUAAACUUUUAGUUAUUUAUUUGACAGUAGAAUGCUUGUACUUCAUCAAUACAGGCUGUUUUUGACAGUUCAAUGCACAUAUCUGGUACUAGCAUCUUUAAGUCAUGGUAAAUUACUGAAAUCUUCACAAUUGUAGCAUUUAAGUUAAAUUUUAGAUGGUUUUCGUGUAAAACGAAAGUGGCCACAUUUGUGCUCAUCCUUAAUAUUGAAAUGUAAGUUGUAUUUUAUUAUAAUACAUAUCAUAUAUAAAGGUUGAGGAUGAACUCGAAUGCGGCCACGUUCAUUUUUGACAAAAAACAACUAAAAAGUUACAUUUUUAGGCAUAUUUGAUAGAUUUUUCAUAUUUCAGCUUGAAUCUGAUCGAUUUUAAUGACUAAAUCAGUUAAAUUAUUUACAAAAACUGAUUGAUUCAAAUGAAAUAGACACUUAAGUGUUUAAAAAGUGGUCAAAAGCUUUCGUCAGAUGAACCUGAAAUUUGAGGUAAAAAUCGGUCCUUACUUGACUACUCCUUUCAUGGAAUGUAUAAAUAAUGCUUUUUUCCACUGAACUCAGUUUUAGUUAAAGCUUUUGCAGUAUAAAUUUUACAGUUCUUGAGUUAUGUCCCUUCAUAACAUCAUAUGCUAGCUGGGUUGUCUUUCGUGUCCCUAUGAACACCUUCCAUAUUUGUUUUCUUGACUUGUCAUCAUGUAGUCUCGAUUUUAUGUUUAAAAGGACAGAAAUCAAACUUUUUAAUAUCAACAAUAAAUGAACUGUUGUGGUUCCUUUUAUAUGCUAAAUAUGAUUGUGUUGUCAGAUUUAUUAGCUCAUCUGGACCAAAAGAAGGCAAGCAAGCUUUUCUUAUAAACAGAACAUAGGAGUUAAAUGCAGUUUUCUGUUUAUAUCUCGGAAACUAAUGCACUUAAAGCAAAUCUGACAGUGGUAAAACGGUCCAUUAGAUAUAGAUUAUCCACCCUGAAAUUUUUAAACAAAUCUAACAAACCUGAUGUUCGGAUGCUGCCCCCGAGUUAGUAUUUUAAAGAAAUUUUGCAGUUUUUUUUUUAUAAUCUUUGAUAUCAUUAUAAUAUCUACUGUUAAUUAUGAUUUAAAACUUAUUUUACAUGAUUUUAAAGCAACAGUAAAAUCAGAUGAGCGACACAGGCUCUCAAGAGCCUCUAUAGUUGCUUUUAGGCCUGUUUUUUUCGUUUGUCAACAUUAAUGUCAGUGAUGUUAAAAAUGAACUGACAUAUGUGUCUCAUAUCAGCAUGACCUUCAUUUGUACUUGACCUUUGAUCUAAUGGUAUAAAAACUUGAUCUUUUGACAUUUUUGUUUCUGUUUCAUAAUGUUUUUUUAUCCUUUGGCAUAGGCUUAUGUAAGAGGAGUACAUUUUUUUGUAUUUAUGUUACUUUAUAAAUAUAUAGAAAAUGUUAUGUAAAUUCAGAAAUUAUUGUGAUGUUUUUUUAUGGCAAAAAUGCGAUAGAGUUAGAAUCUCAAUUUCAUGUAUUUAAACUGGCAUUUUCAAAUAUUUAAUAUGAAUUACACAGGAUUUUUGUCAAUAUUUCAAAAAUUAAAUUCACACUUUAAAAAUGCAAAAAUCAUAAUCAAUAAGAAAUGCAAGCAUUAAUUUCUGAAUUAACAGUAUAUACCGGUAAAUGAAAAUAACAUUGUACAUACAUUGGUGUACUGAUAAAUAAGGAAGUAUACCUACUAUAAAAAACAUUGUAGUCAGAUUUAUGUAUCAUUAUAUAUGUAUGUAAAGGAAUUGAUGUUGAUGUAAUAAUAAUAAAGACAUUUUAGAAAUA
Molecule: messenger RNA, 4855 nt
Organism: Mytilus trossulus (common blue mussel)
Lineage: Eukaryota; Metazoa; Mollusca; Bivalvia; Mytilida; Mytilidae
Exons: 15
Coding region: 382-1542 (386 amino acids)
Source: RefSeq, a predicted model, not a curated record